Messenger RNA from Apiotrichum porosum, 1878 nucleotides. RefSeq lists its product as uncharacterized. Gene Ontology annotation, molecular function: amino acid transmembrane transporter activity. Lineage: Eukaryota; Fungi; Basidiomycota; Tremellomycetes; Trichosporonales; Trichosporonaceae. The transcript is spliced from 4 exons. Gene Ontology annotation, biological process: amino acid transmembrane transport. The record is from RefSeq and is a predicted model, not a curated record. Bases 1 to 1878 code for a protein of 625 amino acids. Gene Ontology annotation, cellular component: vacuolar membrane.
AUGUCCGCAGACAGUCAUGACAAGACGGUCACCUUCCUGGAGCUCGAGACGCCCUCCUCCCCGUUGAGGCCACGGAGGACCACAGACCGUGAAGCCCCACUGGUUCCCUCAGAGGACGCCACCGAGGACCCCACCAUCAACCAGCAGCCCCUCGACGUCUACCUGCACUAUGCGGCCAAGGAGCGUAGACGAGAAGCCAGCGACCACCGCCCAGUCCCCGAUGCGCCCUGGACAGUCUUUUGGAAGCGGAUCACCGGCGAAGGUGUGGCUGUGACGCCCAAAUCCGAGUCACAGCGGCCACAGUCGCCGACGCUGUUGGGCUGGGGUUGGACGGAUGGUGUCAACGAUGUGCCCCACCACGGACCGGCGUCGCCAAACACGUCCCACUACACGUCGUCGGAUAAACACCAGUCCAGCACAGAACUCGCUACCCGCGAUGUCGAUGGGUCAUUCAUCCUGACACCGCGGGAGGCCGAGUCGGCAUAUCGCCUGAUGCGCACGGCUAGCUGGCAGGUCGUCUUCUUCCUGAUCGUGUCGGACAUGAUGGGCUGGUUUACCGCGCCACAAGCGUUCAAGCUGCUCGGCUACGGACCAGGCAUCCUGGUCUUCACCCUCUUCUUCCUCCUCGCGUUCGCCAGUGGCCAGAUCCUGUGGAAACUGUACCUCGCGCUCGACUCGGAACGGUACCCUGUCAAGUCGUACGCAGACAUUGCCGAACGGACGUUUGGCGGUUGGGCGAAAUACGUGUUCAACUUUUUCCAGAGCGCCCAACUGCUUGUCCAAGUCGGCAUGUUCCUCAUCAUGGACGGCAAGGCUCUGUCGCAAAUCAUCAACUUCAAGUUUUGUUUUCUUGCACUCAACGUCUUCUUUGCCUUGGCAGGCUUUGCACUGUCACAGUCGCGCAUGCUGCGUACCAUUGCCAUUAUCACAAACCUCAACUUUUAUCUAAACGUCGGCAUUAUGAUCCUCACCAUGUUUGGCGUGGCAAUGUACGACCCUGUACCCUCGGAAUCGAGCCACAAGGACCUCGGCCAGCCCGUCAAAGUGUCUGGCUGGGUCGGCCGUGAAGCAGCAGGCGGAUGGUACCAGCAAGUCGGGGCUGUACAGCUCUGCGUCUUUGCGUACGGAGGGGCCACGAUCUUUACAGAGUUCAUGGUCGAGAUGCGUCGACCCGCCGACUUUUGGAAGGCCGCCCUCUGGGGUCAGUUCAUCUGCUACCUGACCUACAUGUUCUUUGGACUGUUCUGCUACUCGAUGCAGGGCCAGUAUACGGCCAUUCUCCCCACGGUCAACAUUGCCAACAUUGCGUUCCAGGCCGUCACCAACAUCAUCGGCAUGUUUUGCCUCGCAGUCACUGCCAUCCUGUACGCCCACAUUGGCGCAAAGGUCGUUUACCGCGUCUUAUCCCGCGGGCUGCUGGGCGCACCCUCCCUGUCGUCCAAGAAGAGCGCCGUGUGGUGGUCUGGCACCACGGCGCUGUACUGGGUCCUCGCGUGGGUGAUUGGCUCGGCAAUCCCCAACAUUUCAGACCUCAACACCGUCAUUGGGUCGGCGUUUAUUCUUCAAAUGACCUACACCUUCCCGCCCGUUCUCCUCCUCGGCCACUGGAUACAAAAGGAUGCCAUGGCGGGCGACUACCCCUGGCGCCCGGGAAUGGAGCCAUACACCAACCGCUCGGACUCGUGGCGCGACAUUUCUCGCUGGCGGCGCGGGUUUGCCGCCUAUUGGUAUGCCAAGGUGGCACUUAUCAUUCUCGUUGCAGGCUCCCUCUCUCUCGCUGGCGUCGGUGUAUACGCCGGUGUGAUGCAGGCCAAGGCUUCUUAUGAGGCAGGCGUCACGGUCGCAUACUCGUGCAAGGCCCCAGGCCAGGUUUUCUAG